Messenger RNA from Staurois parvus, 1961 nucleotides. The record is from the annotation of a GenBank genome assembly. NCBI's taxonomy places the organism in Eukaryota, Metazoa, Chordata, Amphibia, Anura, Ranidae.
AUGCAGGUUUUGCAGAUCAUUUUUCUUCUAAGCCUUCCAUAUGUGUCCUCAAAGCUACACUCCUAUGAUUACUGUGUCCUUGGAGCUGGUCCUGGAGGGCUUCAGAUUGCAAAAUUUCUUGAAGAUUCUCAAAGGGACUAUGUAGUCUUUGAAAGGAACAAUAGACCUGGUAGCUUCUUUUUACAUCUUCCACGGCACCGUAAGUUAAUCAGCAUAAACAAACAAUUUACUGGUCGGAAGAACAAAGAAUUUAAUCUUCGUCAUGACUGGAAUUCUCUGCUGAGCAAAGAUGAACAAUUGCUUUUUGGGCAUUAUUCACAUGAUUUCUUUCCUCAUGCGGAUGAUAUGGUGAGGUAUUUACAAAAUUUCAGUAUUGGUAUCAAUGUGCGUUAUGGAACAGAUAUCAAAAACGUCCGGAUAGAAACCAACCCAGAAGCAUGGAACGGACACCGAUUUCUACUUCUGGAUCAAACAAGACAAGAACAUGAGUGCAAUGUCUUGCUAGUGGCCAGUGGUAUAUCUUUGCCUAAUGUGGUAAACUUUCCUGGUGCAGAAUAUACAGAAGGUUAUGAGGCUGUGUCUAUAGACCCUCACAAUUUUACUGGACAGAGUGUUCUUAUUCUGGGGCGUGGGAACUCUGCAUUUGAAACAGCUGACAAUAUUUUGGGCUAUACCAAUUUUAUACAUAUGCUUGGUCGCUCAAGAGUUCGUUUGUCUUGGUCUACACACUAUGUGGGAGAUUUAAGAGCCAUUAACAAUGGACUUUUGGACACGUACCAGUUGAAGUCCUUGGACGGGCUUUUAGAAGGCGAUAUAUCUGACCUGGCACUGGUCCACGAUGGGUCUGGAAAACUUUUUGUCACCCACAAGCAUUAUCUAAAAAAUUAUAAUAACUCUACAAAUAACAACACAAUUAAUCCAUCCUCCAUGCUUCCAAAGGAUGAUCUAGAUAAUUUUGCAGCUCGCGAACCAUAUGACCGUGUCAUUCGUUGUUUGGGAUGGAAAUUUGAUUUCUCAAUCUUUGAUAAGUCUAUUAAACUGAAGCCUGGUUUUGGCCUAAAGAAAAAAUAUCCCUUGGUAAAUGUGAACUAUGAAGCGAAAACAUACUCAAGGUUUGUUUGUGGUGGGUGCUGCCAGCCAUGGCAUUGACUUUCGCAAAUCAGCCGGUGGAUUCAUCCAUGGUUUUCGCUAUACCGCUCGAUCUGUCCAUCGAUUGACUGAAAAACGUUACCAUAAUAUCCCAUGGCCAGCAACUCUUUACCCCAUCUCCCAGCUCCUGAAUUUACUGGUCAAACGUAUGAAUGAAGGAUCGGGUAUUUACCAGAUGUUUGAAAUCUUAGCUGACUUCAUUCUUCUUGGAGAGGACGCUAACACAUUUGAAUAUUUAGAGGAAGUGCCAGUAGGCAUUCUUCCCAUGUUAGAGAAAAGCACUGGCAGGAAUGUAUACAGCACAGGUUUUUUUUGUCCUUAUUAUGGAAUAUGGAAAGAAUUUUUCAGGACCAGACAAGGAUGUCUUUCAUUAUAAUCGUGCUAUUGGAGAUGCGAAGGCAGCAUGGCAUUCCAACUUUCUUCAUCCUGUGAUUUAUUAUUACAAACAAUUGCCAACAGAGGAGCAAAUGGAGGCACGUCCAGAAAAGUGGUCUUUGCCACGUCCUGAAAAGAUUCAUCAUGUGGUGGAGGAUUUCCUUACGGACUGGACUGCACCUAGUGCUCAUCUGCUGCCACUUCGUCGUUUUCUAGAAAACUGCCUACAAACAGACCUCAGAGCUUUCUAUGCAGAUUCAUGCUUUGUGUUUCCUUUGUUGCAUGGGAAAAUACCUGCCUUCUGCCAGCUGGGUUAUCUACAGAACCAAGGACUUAUAAGGAAAGAGCAACAAAGACAUAAUUCUAAUAAGACCUACAUUGUGAGACCUGACAGAGCUGAGAUACCAUAUAAAAUGCAACAAAAGGAUGAGCUCUGA